This is a messenger RNA of Pimephales promelas (fathead minnow), 3353 nucleotides long. It is a transcript of the gene agps, whose product is annotated as alkylglycerone phosphate synthase. Gene Ontology annotation, biological process: lipid biosynthetic process. Gene Ontology annotation, molecular function: FAD binding; alkylglycerone-phosphate synthase activity. Lineage: Eukaryota; Metazoa; Chordata; Actinopteri; Cypriniformes; Leuciscidae. The record is from RefSeq and is a predicted model, not a curated record. Gene Ontology annotation, cellular component: peroxisome.
GUGAGUGAGUAUUCUCCGUAAUCUCCACCUCAUCCCUCCAUCAUCAGCCGCGCGCUGACCUCUGACAGCAAACGCGGAAGCAGCAUGGCGUCAAACAGCAGCAACGCACAGCAGAGACUCAGAAUCAUCGCGGGACAUCUGCAGAAACACACGACAGAUGAUGGAAACGCGAGCGUCGCGGCGCAGGAGUGCAAAGGCGAGGCGUCGCGGUCCGAGCCGAGCAGCCUGACACCGGUGCCGAAGAGGAGGCAGGAGAUCAUGAAGUGGAAUGGCUGGGGUUACAGUGACUCCAGGUUCCUGUUUAAUAAAAAGGGCCAAGCUGAGUUCACAGGCAAACGGUACCGGUUGAGUGGGCUGAUCUUGCCGAGUCUGAAGGACUGGUUCGAGGGCACGUUUGGAGCCAAUUUACAGCAUAAAUCUCCUGCCACACCCACUCUGAAUUUAAGCGCAGUCGCUCCUCCUAAGCUGAGCGAGCCCUUCGUGGAGGAUCUGAAAGCGGCGGGUGUGUCCGCGUCACAUGACCCGGAGGACCGGGUUUUCCGAGCGCAUGGUCACUGCCUGCAUGAGAUCUUCGCCCUGCGCGAGGGGAGGAUCGGACGCGUGCCCGACAUGGUGGUUUGGCCCAGCUGUCACAGUGAUGUGGAGAAGAUCGUGGAUCUGGCCUGUAAACACAACGUCUGCUUGAUCCCCUACGGAGGUGGCACGAGUGUGUCCAGUGCUCUUGAGUGCCCUCAGGAGGAGACUCGCUCCAUUGUUUCUCUGGACACAUCUCAGAUGAACCGAAUCUUGUGGAUUGAUGAGAAGAAUCUGACGGCUCAUGUGGAGGCUGGGAUCAUCGGACAGGAUCUGGAGAGACAGUUGAACGAGCAUGGCUACUGUACGGGCCACGAGCCGGACUCCAUGGAGUUCAGUUCCCUGGGCGGAUGGGUGGCGACCCGCGCCUCGGGCAUGAAGAAGAACAUCUACGGCAACAUUGAGGACCUGGUGGUGCAUAUAAAGAUGGUGACCCCUAGAGGAGUGAUUGAGAAGAGCUGUCUGGGGCCCCGCAUGUCCACGGGCCCCGACAUACAUCACUUCAUCAUGGGCUCAGAAGGAACUCUGGGAGUGGUGACUGAAGUUACAAUGAAGAUCCGACCCAUUCCUGAGUACCAGAAGUAUGGCUCUGUGGUAUUCCCAAACUUCCAGCAGGGCGUGGCGUGCCUGAGAGAGGUGGCCAGACAGAGAUGUGCUCCAGCAUCCAUUCGGCUAAUGGACAACGAGCAGUUUCAGUUCGGUCAUGCACUCAAGCCGCAGGUGUCCUCCAUGUUCACGUCAUUCGUGGACGGCUUGAAAAAAUUCUACAUAACAAAGUUUAAAGGGUUCGACCCGCACCACCUGUGUGUCGCCACGCUGUUAUUCGAGGGGGAUCGUGGGAAGGUUUUGCAGCACGAGAAACAGGUUUACGACAUCGCAGCCAAAUUCGGGGGACUGGCAGCAGGAGAGGACAACGGUCAGAGGGGUUACAUGCUGACGUUUGUGAUCGCGUAUCUCCGGGAUUUGGGAAUGGACUACUACGUGAUGGGCGAGUCGUUUGAGACGUCUGUGCCCUGGGACAGGAUUUUGGACUUGUGCAGGAAUGUGAAGGAGAGGAUUGUAAGAGAGUGUAAGGAGAGAGGAGUUCAGUUCCAUCCGCUGUCCACAUGCAGAGUUACACAGACGUAUGAUGCAGGUGCUUGUGUGUAUUUCUAUUUUGCGUUUAAUUACCGGGGUCUGAGUGAUCCAGUUCAUGUCUACGAACAAGUGGAGCAUGCGGCCCGAGAGGAGAUUCUUGCCAAUGGAGGAAGUCUGUCUCACCAUCAUGGAGUGGGAAAGCUCCGGAAGGAAUGGAUGAAAGAGAGCGUGUCCGGCGUGGGGCUCGGCGUGCUCAAGUCGGUGAAGGAGUUUGUGGAUCCUCAGAACAUUUUCGGCAGCAGAAACCUGUUGUAAUUCAUGUAACACUCUCAUGCGUUUUCCAUUAUCUUCUAAUCAGAUUUGAUUUAAACCUCAUAUUCCCGUCUUUCUCGCACAGUAACCCGAUAAACCAAUCCUCUGUUUCUCAUUAACCCCAUCGCCUUUGACCUUUGACCUCCUCUUCAGUGAGGUGCAUGGCUCCUCCUGAUCACGUGACUUGAUUUCUCGCCGGUCUUCCCGUGACUGAACAGGGUUUUGAUACUGUGAGGUCCGUGUCUGGCACUAUUGUUGUGUUUCGUACAUUAGCAGACUCAAUUAUGCUUUUUAAAGCAGCGUGCCUUCUGUCUGUCUGUCUUACACUCCUCGUUCUGAGUGACUCAGUGUUUUAUUAUCCUCUAUCCUUACUGUACUUUUGCCUUUUCUAUCCGUCAGCUCAAACUGACUGUAUCGUUUUUUUGGGGAGGGGGGUGAAUCUCAUGACAAAUGUCCCAGUUGAACUAAAAUCAAAAGAAUAUAAUGCAUAAUAAGGCAAUUUUUUUUCAACCGUUAUGAAUUUGCGAACUUAAAAAAUAGGCACCAAAUCUCGUUAAGCAAAUAUGAAUAAAAAAAAAAAAGAUUAUUCGUGGAAUGAGGGAAUAUUAUGGAAGCUUGUUUCCACCACAGAGUAAAACAUUUUAAAAGAUCAAGACUUUUUAUCUCACAACUGCGAGUUUACAUCUUUAUAACUCAUAAUUGCGAUGAAAUGAUAAAAUGUCAGAAUUGCGAGAUAAGUUUCAAUUACCCUAAUAUUGCUUUAAGUACACUUUAUAAUAAGGUUUUAUUGACCAACAUUAGUUAAUGCAUUACUUGACAUUAAUAAAGAACAAUACAGAAUGUAUGAAAUAUUUUUAAGUCAUUCUAACAUGAGUAAAUGCUUUAUGAGUGAAAGUGAGGUAACAAGAUCAAUGUGUAUAUAUAGUUUUUGUGGUUCAUGAUACCAGCCAUAACUAAUCUAACCUUAUUAUAAAGUGUUGUUUUGUCUUUUGAUUCUGGAUGGAGGGAAUAUGAUGUUUUCGUGAGAUUGACUCUCUGACGAGGUGCAGUGUGUGUGAGUUGAGCCUGUAAACGUGUGUGUUGUGCUCCAUCAUCUGCAUCAAAUCUCUCCUUGUGUUUCUGCCAAAGACUGUCAGCAUCUCUUCUACUGCAGACUUGCUUCAGCCACACACACACACACACAUCUGUGUGUCCUGUAUAUAAACAUGAGCACACAGUUUAGAGAGGAUGUUCACCGAAGAUCCACCACGAUAAAUUGUAUUUUUUUAACACAACAUAUGCAAAAAAGCCAGAGAUGAUCUGAACUGGGAUCUAAAACGUUGUAUGUGACUGUUACGUGCUUUGAUUUGUAUCAACUUUGAGGGAAAAAAAUAAGCCUCCGUUCAUCUGUU